Molecule: messenger RNA, 1005 nt
Organism: Fomitopsis serialis
Lineage: Eukaryota; Fungi; Basidiomycota; Agaricomycetes; Polyporales; Fomitopsidaceae
Product: Shwachman-Bodian-diamond syndrome protein
Exons: 7
Coding region: 92-853 (253 amino acids)
Biological process (GO): ribosome biogenesis; cytosolic ribosome assembly
Source: RefSeq, a predicted model, not a curated record
UGCGGCUCCGAGACUUGACUUACUCUCGCCUCCUCGUCUACAUACCACAGACAUCGUCCAACGUAACGAUUUCCCCUUCUUAGAGCUCAAUAUGCCUCUCAAUCAGCCUUCAAACCAGAUCAAACUUACAAAUGUCUCGGUCGUCCGCCUGAAGAAGGGAGGGAAGCGAUUUGAGGUCGCAUGUUACAAGAACAAGGUGCAGGAAUGGCGCAGCGGAGUCGAGACGAACCUCGACGACGUCCUUCAAAUCGCCAAUGUGUAUCUCAACGUCUCGAAGGGCGAGCUCGCCAAAAGCCAGGACCUACAGAAGGCAUUCGGGACCACCGAUCUGGACACCAUCGUGAAGGAGAUCCUCAAGAAAGGCGAGCUGCAGGUCGGAGAGAAGGAGAGAGAACAUGAUCUUUCUUCCAUUCGCCGCGAGAUCGCGACGCAGGUAGCAGAGAAGUGCGUGGACCCAGCAACACAACGGCGCUAUCCGAUCGGUGUCAUCGAGAAAGCCAUGGUUGAGGCUGGGUUCAGCGUUCGCCCAGGAAAGAACGCGAAGAGCCAGGUAUCCGAAUGCAUCAAACUCCUACAGUCCGAGUCGAACCUACCAAUUCAACGGGCGCGCAUGCGUAUCAAGCUAACAAUGCCAAAAACCGACGCCGAGCGGCUUCGUACUCGCGUCCUUGAGGGCGCAGAAACAGUAGAGCGAGACGACCAGAGCGGCGAACAGUGGGAAACCAUUCUACUCAUUGAUCCUGGUCAGUUUCGCGUCCUCAACGAACUGCUGCACAAAGAAUGUGCUGGCAGAGGUCAAUUGGAGACGAUGUCCUUUGCAGCGACUGCCGGCGAUUCGGCGACGACGGUAUGAAAUCGCGUCAGGAAGUCCCAGAAAUAUCACAGGCAGAGCCAUACAAUUGUUGUACAUCACUUGUAUAGUACAGAUUUGCGACAAUGAAAUUGAGCGUAUCGACAUGCUCAGUCCGCCAGACUUCCGAUAGGGUACACGUUUGAGGUUCCAAG